ACUAAAUGCAUAAAAAAAAAGGCAUCAGAAAAUACAUCACAGAAAUGUGACAAUGAUCGAUCAGUCUAAAAAAAGUUUGUUCCCUAUUCUUCAGGCACCAUCUCAAACUGCAGGCCAUUCAAAAAUAGAGAAUACUCUCCAAUGGCUGGCAGUCAAAAUGAGGAUUGCCAUGAAGCCCUCACGAGAUUGCAUUUCCCCACCCCCCCCUUUCUAUCAGGCAAUGAAUUCUUGAGUGGUUGUGGACUUCUUCCCACGUAUUUGGCGUCGACAGCGUGGAUUACGACGACGCCCGCCCGCCCUUGCCUCACCAGCUUGACUGGAUCUUGUGGAUUUAAGCUUACAUCCCUCCGCUUUACUCUCCUAUCUUUCCUCCCCCACUCCCACGUUUCUGCGCAAACUUCAUGUAAAUUAGCCCUCAACCUCCUCCUCCUCUCUCGGCUCAUUGGCACGUCUUCUUAUCAUCUUCAUUUGAGACCGAGAGGGACGCAGAAGCUCCUCCACCACCCACAUCCAUGUUCUAGUCCACCUAUCUUUCGUACAAGAUUAAUGCAUCAGGGUGAUCUCUAGUUCAUCGGUGUUGGGUGGCCGUGUCUACUUCUCCUCCUCCUCCUCCUCCUCCACCUUUACCUACCUACCUUGGGACUUUGGGCUCUUUCAGAAUAUGUCUUUCAGCGGCACCCUCGACAAAUGCAAGGCAUGCGAGAAGACCGUCCAUUUCAUAGAUCUCUUGUCCGCUGAUGGAGUCAUCUAUCACAAGACCUGCUUCAGAUGCAGCCACUGCAAUGGGACUCUCUCGAUGUGCAACUACUCUUCCAUGGAGGGUGUCCUCUACUGCAAGCCUCAUUUUGAGCAGCUGUUCAAGGAGACAGGCACCUUCACCAAAAAGUUCCCAACAGGGAUAAAGGCUGGAGAGAGGAAUGAACUGUCUAAAACGCCAAGCAAGUUCUCCUCCAUGUUCAGUGGAACUCAGGACAAAUGUGCAAGCUGCAAGAAAACAGCGUACCCCCUGGAGACGCUGACCAUGGAGGGAGAGUCGUACCACAAGACCUGCUUCAAGUGCUCCGUGGGAGGCUGCACCCUCACGCCUUCGUCCUGCGCUGCACUCAACGGCAUACUUUACUGCAAGCACCAUUUUGCUCGGUUGUUCAUGGAGAAGGGAAGCUACAGCCACGUGAUCCAGGCGGCUCUGAUGAAGCAGAACGCGGCCGAGCAGCCCAUCUAAGCCCGCCCGCGCAGGAUCGAGCGAGCGAGCGAGCGAGCGAGAGAGAGAGAAAUAAGAAAGGCUUACUUAUUCCAGGUUCAUUCUGGUUCUUUGUUUUGACUUCUUCACCUGGGACUACUGGUAUCAAGAGGAAUUGAAUUGUGCGCUUUGAUUUCUGAUGUUUUCCUCA
Musa acuminata AAA Group (dessert banana) is the source of this 1391-nucleotide messenger RNA. Its product is annotated as LIM domain-containing protein PLIM2b-like. Gene Ontology annotation, cellular component: plasma membrane; actin cytoskeleton. Gene Ontology annotation, molecular function: actin filament binding. The record is from RefSeq and is a predicted model, not a curated record. The coding region runs from base 662 to 1222 and encodes 186 amino acids. Lineage: Eukaryota; Viridiplantae; Streptophyta; Magnoliopsida; Zingiberales; Musaceae. The transcript is spliced from 5 exons. Gene Ontology annotation, biological process: actin filament bundle assembly.